This is a messenger RNA of Chara braunii, 991 nucleotides long. Lineage: Eukaryota; Viridiplantae; Streptophyta; Charophyceae; Charales; Characeae. The record is from the annotation of a GenBank genome assembly.
GCCGAGCAGAGGAGGAGAAGAACAACACCGGUGAUGGUGGUUUGGAGGGAGGAGAUGUCGGGGCAGACUCUGAGGACGAAGGAGGGAGACAAGUGGGGAGGGGUGGACGGCCGGGUCCACAAUCUUGCAGUGGGGUGGAGGCUGCUGGGGGGAGGGUUGUCGAUGUGUGAGGUGCAUGUGGGGGGGAAGCAGGCUGUUCUCGUGCUAAUGCACCGCAAGCAAACGCGGGCAGGUGAAGCAGACUUCCAUCGUGAGGAUGUGGGCGACAAGCCGUGGGCUAAGGAUGUCAUCAAGAAGGCAAAUAUGGUCGCUAAUUUAUUCAGGAACCACAGGUGGCCACGAUGGGCAUUGAGGACGGAGCUGAUGGCACAAAAGGGUGUCAAGGUCAGAGUUCUUCUUCGUCCUGCCCUUACGAGGUUUGGGACCCACUUCGUCAUGUUGGAUCUGCUGUUGACAUGCAAGAGAGCCCUUCGUUGCUUGGUGUUGGCACUGUUGGGGGAAUCGUGGACGAACAUAGAUUGGCAACCGUAUAUCAGGAUGAACACUUACCAGGUGGAGUCCCUUAUCAGUGACAGGGCAUUCUGGGCAGAUUUGAAGAAGCUGCAUCAUGAUCGAGUGAUGAAAGAGCACUACAAUGUGUUGAGGAUGGUCGACAAGGACAUCCACUGCUUGUCCAGGGUGUACGACGCUGCCGUGGACGUGAAGAGUUGUGUUCUUCAUGCACCACUCACAGACGAUGAGCGGGACAACAUCUUGCGUGAUGUGGGAAAGAGGACGGACAUGCUUCUCAGCCCUGUUCAUGCUGUGGCCCGACUGUUGGACCCUCGAUUGCGGGACAUCAUCAUCUUCAACAAUUUGGACUUAAUGUCGCAAUUCGAUAGCGUGGUGGACCGUCUCGUUGCAAAGAAUGAGAGUCAGAAGUUCAAGAACUGCAAAGACCAGUUAUGACUUCCAAUUCAGCAAAGGGAUUUGUGGUGAUGCAGCAGCAUUG